Chrysoperla carnea is the source of this 1140-nucleotide messenger RNA. RefSeq names its product homeobox protein OTX2-B-like. Bases 7 to 1080 code for a protein of 357 amino acids. NCBI's taxonomy places the organism in Eukaryota, Metazoa, Arthropoda, Insecta, Neuroptera, Chrysopidae. Gene Ontology annotation, cellular component: nucleus. The transcript has 7 exons. The record is from RefSeq and is a predicted model, not a curated record. Gene Ontology annotation, biological process: regulation of transcription by RNA polymerase II. Gene Ontology annotation, molecular function: DNA-binding transcription factor activity, RNA polymerase II-specific; RNA polymerase II cis-regulatory region sequence-specific DNA binding.
AUCUUCAUGUGGCCUAACAGUCUCACAUCAAGUUGUAAUCCCGAUGGUGAGUUAACAUUCCCCUCAUUCGGUCCAGCAUGUGGUUCAACACCCAGUGCUGGAAUGGCCUACUUAAAAUCAGCACCGUAUGGAGUCAAUGGUUUAGGACUUGCUAUGGACUCGUUACAUUCGUCAAUGGGAUAUCCACCAGUGAUGUGUUAUACAGGAAACCCUCGAAAACAACGACGAGAGAGGACAACAUUUACCAGAGCGCAGUUAGAUAUUUUAGAAGCAUUGUUUGCAAAAACACGUUAUCCAGAUAUAUUUAUGCGAGAAGAAGUUGCAUUGAAAAUUAAUUUACCAGAAUCAAGAGUGCAAGUAUGGUUUAAAAAUCGAAGAGCUAAAUGUCGACAACAGCAAAAACAACAUCAACAAUCACAGAACAAUGGAAGUAGUGAAAAAAGUACUGGUAGAGCAAAUAAAAUUAGUAAAACACAGACAGUAACUCCAACAAGUACUAAUCCCAUCACGUUAACUAAAUCCCCACCGCCUUCCAUUUUGAAUAACAAUAAUACAAGUACAAGCAGUUCAACAGCAAGUUCACCAAUUGCUCAUACAGCGCCACUACUACGAGAUUCACCGACACUAUACAUUAAACCUCAAUUACUUUCCUCAGGCGGCAGCACUAGUACACCACCAACGCUUUCGGCAGCACCAUAUAGUUCUAGUGGCAGCAGUAACGCAAGUACUAGCAUAUGGUCACCAGCAGCAAUAGAUAGUUUAACAUUAGAACAACAUCGAACAUGGGGUAAUAUAGCAGCAACAAGUUCAACAUCCUUAGUUACGGCUUCAUCAGGUGCAUUAGGUUCAACAUCAAAUUCAUUAACACCCACCACUGGAUCCAUUGGUUCUAGUGGGCAAUCAACAGCAAAUUGUUAUCAAAAUUAUCCAUACUAUUCCAAUAUGGAUUAUUUAACUCCAACAUCAGCGAUGUCACAUUCUCAAUUUAAUGUUACUGACAAUACAUUGGAAAGCAGCUGGACUAAAUCACGUGAUGAAUCUUCAUGGUUUUAUAAUACUUCAAAUUGGGAACGUAAAUGAGAACGGACUGAAAUAUUACGUGCUGGGAUCUUUGUUGCCAAUAAUAAUUAUUGUAACGAA